CAUGAUUCUAUAGUUCAAUUCAACUGUUCUAACUUUCAGUGUUUCAUCAUUUACAUUACCUGAAAACAUCUUCUUAGUUGGUAUCCCUGCAGUUGCUCUGCUAGGCUGAACCAAUUUCAACUGAUGCCUUUAAGAGGGUUCAUGUUUUGUUUCAAAAUAUUAAACAAGACUCUAAGACUUGUGCCAGGGUCCGUCGUGUCGUGCUUGUUCUUUAUUACUAUAACCCUUGUUUUUCUGUUUGAUCAAAGGAAGGAAGGGCUUUGGUUUAAAAAUUUAGAAUUGUGAAGAAGAAAAAUUAUUUACGGGACUAAAAUUUCUCUUCAAUUUAUGUUCGACUUUUAUUACUGAAGGACUUGGAGAUCAGAGAAACGUGAUUUUUAAUUUUUUGGACGUACUGAGCAAAUUACUGUAAAAUCUAUUGUCUCACCCCUUUCAUUAAUAUUUUGGCCUCGUUUAACGAUGGGUGGAAGUUCUAUUGAUGAUGAUUGGGAGCUCACUUCUUCCUCAUCUAAUGAGGUUCGGACAGUAGUCUUAGUUGGGCGAACUGGUAAUGGCAAGAGUGCAACGGGUAAUACCAUUCUCGGAAGGAAGGUCUUCAAGUCAAAGGCAAGCUCUUAUGCUGUUUCCACCACAUGUGAAUUGCAGACAGCAGAACUAGAAGACGGACAACGUGUUAAUGUUAUUGACACCCCAGGAUUAUUUGAUUUGUCUUCUGGAUCUGAGUUUGUUGGAAAGGAAAUUGUCAAAUGCAUUGAUUUAGCUAAGGAUGGGAUCCAUGCUGUCAUUGUGGUGUUCUCGGUUAGAACACGCUUUACUGAGGAAGAAGAAACUGCUCUACGGAGCUUGCAGUCAUUAUUUGGAAGCAAAAUUGUUGAUUACAUGAUUGUGGUCUUCACUGGAGGAGAUGAAUUGGAAGAAAACAAUGAGCGCAUGGAGGAUUAUUUAGGUCGCGGAUGUCCAAAGGCUUUAGAGGAAAUUCUUGGUCUGUGUGAGAAUCGUGUUGUACUUUUUGAUAACAAGACUAAGGAUGAAGGGAAACGUUUUGGACAAGUUCAAAAACUUCUCUAUUUUGUAAACAUUGUUCUAUCACGAAAUGGUGGACGACCUUAUACAGAUGAGUUGUUUACAGAACUGAAGAAGGGAGCAAUGCAGCUGCAUAAGCAACAAAGAAAGGUUGAUUCUUUAAAAGGACAAUAUUCUGAAGAUGUAAUAUCGGAAUUUGAAAAGCAAAUGCAGCAAACAUAUGAUGAUCAAUUAAAGCGAAUUACUGAGAUGGUUGAAUCAAAAUUGAGUGAGGCAACUAUGAAGCUUAAGCAACAGUUAGAUGAAGAGCAAGCUGCAAGACUUAAGGCUGAGGAGAAGGCAAUGUUAGCUCAAAUGAGAUCAGAUGAAGAAAUACGUAAACUGAGAGAACGUCUUGAGAAGGCCCACGAAGAACUUCGCAAGCGAGCUGAAGGUCGUUGUGCCAUUCUUUGACAGUACCUAAUUGGAACUUCAGAGAAUUUAUUUGUUAUUUUUCUCUAGGAUGGUGACAUCAAAUAGCAGUUGCUCUUUCGCGGUGUUAAUACUUUGUACAAGUACCAUGGCAAAUAUGCAAUUACUUUUAUUCCAUGUUUGACAAUCAUAGAUUAUGGGAUUGGUGAAGUUUUCUAAUCUGGUUUUCGUACUUAGUAAUAUUUCAAUGCAAAUUCAGUGUUUUCUGUCGAA
Molecule: messenger RNA, 1707 nt
Organism: Vigna unguiculata (cowpea)
Lineage: Eukaryota; Viridiplantae; Streptophyta; Magnoliopsida; Fabales; Fabaceae
Product: immune-associated nucleotide-binding protein 9-like
Molecular function (GO): GTP binding
Source: RefSeq, a predicted model, not a curated record